Messenger RNA from Rhodofomes roseus, 972 nucleotides. RefSeq lists its product as uncharacterized. The transcript has a single exon. NCBI's taxonomy places the organism in Eukaryota, Fungi, Basidiomycota, Agaricomycetes, Polyporales, Fomitopsidaceae. The record is from RefSeq and is a predicted model, not a curated record. The coding region runs from base 129 to 668 and encodes 179 amino acids.
CCUCACAGAACGCACCCACCUACUCUUACCUUACACUCCUUUAAUACGCGUGCCGCGCUCCUAGACAGGCUGGUCCGACGUCUCGUGCGACCCCUAAUCGCCACUCUACUCUGCUCCCUACGCGCAGAAUGCCUUCCAUCAUCAAGUCUUCGUUCCUCGCCCUGCUGCUGCUCGUGCCCCUGGUCCACCCCUCGCCCGUCAUCCCCACCGGGGCUACGGCGCACACAUCCUGGCGGCUCCGCAACGACCCGGAAACUCUCCUCGGGCGACGCUACGUCGUCCAGAAUCACGUCCCCUCCCCCGUACCCGCCUCAGACGGCGCCGCCCCGCUGCCUCCGCGUUCAACGUACGCAAGUCACCAAGCCACGUCGAGACGCAGCACGCGGUUCGCAAAGUAUCUCGCCGAGCGCGCUGCGACAAGCGAGCGCAUCCAGAUCCCCGGCGGGACGGUCGUUAGCGACAACGAAUCGGACGUCGGCGCUGGCUCGUCGGGCAUGGGCACGAAGGUCACCAAGGCGGGGAACACGGAGUUGGACGAGGUGCCCUCGUCGAACCGCCCGUACAGCACGGCGGUGACGCUUGUUCCGCGCCCGAGCGGGACUGCGCAUGCGAAGACGGUGGCUGGCAAUACCACCAGCACUACCGCCAAACACAGGAAGGCUGCUUAGACGAGCUUGAGCGUGAGGGACGCGGAUCGUGGUGGCUCUGGGAGCUCAUCUCGGCGGCACGCUUUGGACAUGACAUAGAGCAUACACUACACGACUCCCAUUCACAUAUGUAGCUAUAGUUCUGUUAAUGACACCACUCGGAGCUCAGACCUGCAUCUCGAGAGAACCACAUUCACCACAUCGCGGAUGCCGCUUCUUCAUCGGACGAUGUCGAUGUGUGAUGCAUGUCCGUGGCGUUGAACCCGUGUGCAGCCCGCCGAUUGUUAAGUGUCCUUGCUCAACCCAAAGCCCGAUGUUAGAGUAC